Molecule: messenger RNA, 1096 nt
Organism: Thermothelomyces thermophilus ATCC 42464
Lineage: Eukaryota; Fungi; Ascomycota; Sordariomycetes; Sordariales; Chaetomiaceae
Exons: 2
Coding region: 178-942 (254 amino acids)
Biological process (GO): chromosome segregation
Cellular component (GO): Ndc80 complex
Source: RefSeq, a predicted model, not a curated record
CGCAUCGUCAACUGCAAGCUAUCCGUCUCAAAAUCCCAUCCGCAUCCGCACGGCCAGCUCCCGAUAGCGCCCAGAAAGACCAGACCUUGAAACGUUAUCUUCCAAAACAACAACAGGGCCAACGGGCCAACGACAAAACACAAUAUAGCCAAGAUCUUGGAAUACCAAACCUCGACGAUGUCGUCGGCAUUCGAGCCCUCGUUGUCGACCAGCCGACCGCCCAUCGGCGGGCCCUCCCUCGCCGAUACCCUGCCCAACAUCAACUUCGGUUUUGACGAGCUGCGCGACCGCAUGGCCAAGUUCACUGCCAAGUUUGACGCUUUCAUUGAGCAAGGGCGCAAGCGCGUGUUAGAAGAGCGCAACCAGUUCCACAUGAACGUGGCCGAGCUACAAGAGGACCAGCGCAUGAAGAAGAAGGACAUUGAGAUCCUCCAGCUCAAGACCAACAGCUACCAGCAGACGAUAGCCAAGGAAGCGGCCGAGAAGCGCGAGAUGCAGAGCGCCAUCGCGCAGCUGACGGCCCAGCGCGACCGGCAGGCGGCGGCGCGGGACGCGCUCAAGGAGCAGAUCGCGGCGACGCAGCGGGAGAUCGACGCGCGCCUGGCCGCGCAGCGGGCGCACCAGGCGCAGCUCGAGGCGCAGGCGCGCUUCAACGUGCCCGAGCUCGACUUCUGGGUGACGAACCUGUGCAUGCGCAUCGAGGGCGCCGGCGCCGAGGACCGGCUCAAGUUUGUCUUUACCCACCUGGACGAGAAGAACUGGGAACGCGAGGCCUGGUUCGAGCUGUGCACGGGCAGUCGGGACUACGACGUGCGGCACUGCAGGCCCAAGCUGGAGAGGGAGAAAGUCGAGCGCGUUCUGGAGCGGGUCAACGAGACGAGGGAGCUGGUGACGCUGUUGAAAGGGAUGAGGGAGUUGUUUGUCGAAGCCAUGCGGUCUUAAACCAGGGGAGGGGGACGUUGCAUGUUUACGUUGUUUACGUUGUUUACGAUUCAUGACAUGGUACCAAUGUUGGAUGGGCUUGGCGUUAAAGGAGUGAGGGGCUUAUUAACAACUUGUAACUAGCAGAACGAAUUUUGCAUUGAAUACCUCUUGG